AUGGCCGCCGCUGCGAAGCCGACAAAGAAUCAGCUCAGACGCGCAAAGAAAAAGGCUCAAAAGGCGCAGGUUAGUACCCUGCCUAGCAGUACCUCUUCCAGGACUGACUGUCUUCAGGCAACCACAGAAUCAACACAACAGAAUCCUUCCCAGGAUGGCGCGCCGGAACCUCUAGAACCUGCAACAAAUGGAGACAAGGUCAAGUUAGAAAGCAGUCGAAAUGUCUCCGCUCUCACAGAUCCCCUUGUCCUCGACGAGGAUAAUCCUCUAUUCGAGAUCUUCAAAGACGUCAUGGGACGGUUCGAGGAACCCGACAAAGCAGAUCCGUCUUUAAAGCAGCCCGAUAAACCUGAAGUGUAUUUCGAUGACGACGAUGACAUCCCGGACGAGGAGGAAGAACUCGCCGCGCCCAAGAUGUCCAAGAAGAAGCGCAAGGAAAUGACCCAGCUCUCCGUCGCCGAGUUGAAAGCACUUGUCAAGAGGCCGGAAUUGGUGGAGUGGACAGACACAUCUGCGCCAGACCCCAAGCUCUUGGUACAUCUCAGGGCAUACAGAAAUGUUGUCCCUGUUCCAAACCAUUGGUCUUUGAAACGCGAAUACUUGUCAUCCAAGCGUGGAAUUGAGAAGCCUCCCUUCGCCCUACCCAAGUUCAUCCAAGAGACUGGUAUUGCAGAAAUGCGGGAUGCAGUCCUCGAGAAGCAAGAUCAGCAGAGUCUAAGACAAAAGCAAAGAGAGCGCGUUCAGGGAAAGAUGGGAAAACUUGAUAUCGACUAUCAAAAACUUUACGAAGCUUUCUUCCGAUUCCAGACCAAACCAGAGUUGACAAGAUAUGGCGAAGUCUAUUAUGAAGGCAAAGAGUUUGAAACCAAUCUUCGACAUUUGCGACCGGGUGACCUCUCGGAUGAACUCAAGGAGGCGCUGAACAUGCCCCCAGGUGCACCACCACCAUGGCUCAUUAACCAACAAAGAUACGGACCUCCACCGUCUUAUCCAUCUCUCAAAGUUCCAGGGGUAAAUGCACCACCGCCUCCAGGUGCAAGUUGGGGAUUUGCUCCUGGUCAAUGGGGUAAACCUCCAGUUGACGAAGCAACCAACCGGCCGCUUUACGGUGGUGAUAUCUUUGGCGUUCUGCAGCAACAACAAAACACCCAACAAGGAGAGCCGAUCGAAAAGGACCUGUGGGGUGAACUCCAACCACAGGAAGAAUCUGAAGCAGAGUCUGAAGAUGAGGAGGAGGAAGAGGAGGAAGCCGACUCCGAUGACGAGGGUGCCGGCGCAGACCAUGGUGGCCUCGAAACCCCAAGUGGCCUCACUUCUUCAGUUCCUACUGAGAUUGGUGGAACCGAGACUGUGUCCGAGUUCGACCUUCGGAAACGUCGUGGAAAUGAUACUGAAGAAACUGGUCAUCCGCGGUCUGCUUACCAAGUGAUCCCCGAAAGGCAAACCCGUGUGGAAGGGUUUUUUGGUGGUGACCGUGCAUAUGAUCUGAAGGGUGCUCAACAAAAUGCCAACAAUCUCCCAGUCCUGGGUCAGGAUGACACACGGAAACGGAAAAAGCCAGGUGAUGUCGAUGUUUCGAUGGACCCAGACGCUUUGGCCGCAAGGGAUGGCAUGGACAAGGCUGAUCUCCAGAAAGCAUACGAUGCACAGCGUAAAGCUGAACAAAACCCUGGUUGGGAUUUCCAGGAAGACUUGUCCGAGAUGAUUGCCUCGGAAAGUCGGAAGAGACAGAAGCGAGAUGAGGAAAAGAGAUCUAAACGAUGA
Molecule: messenger RNA, 1764 nt
Organism: Exophiala bonariae
Lineage: Eukaryota; Fungi; Ascomycota; Eurotiomycetes; Chaetothyriales; Herpotrichiellaceae
Exons: 1
Coding region: 1-1764 (587 amino acids)
Cellular component (GO): nucleus
Source: RefSeq, a predicted model, not a curated record